Messenger RNA from Cyprinodon variegatus (sheepshead minnow), 3091 nucleotides. RefSeq names its product speckle type POZ protein (gene spop). Gene Ontology annotation, molecular function: ubiquitin protein ligase binding. Gene Ontology annotation, cellular component: nucleus; cytoplasm. NCBI's taxonomy places the organism in Eukaryota, Metazoa, Chordata, Actinopteri, Cyprinodontiformes, Cyprinodontidae. Gene Ontology annotation, biological process: proteasome-mediated ubiquitin-dependent protein catabolic process; regulation of proteolysis. Bases 274 to 1398 code for a protein of 374 amino acids. The transcript has 10 exons. The record is from RefSeq and is a predicted model, not a curated record.
GGGGUGUAUUUUUUCUCCCAGUCAGCAGGAUGCGCUAUUUUUCUACGCUACUAUGGAGGGCUGCCAGUUGUAGAAUCACUAGCUAACAACAACAGAAAACCCCGGUCGGCAAACGUUCUAAUUGGAUCCUCCAAAAACGAGGACAGCCUGCUUCCAGCUGGGGUUCCCUGAUGCAGAUGGACAUGAGGGACGAACACUGACUUUUUGGAAGGGCUACAUUCCAACUCCUCCUCUUCACUCUCUAGUCCGGCAUCAUCCUCUGUCACGCUGGCAAUGUCAAGGGUCCCGAGUCCCCCUCCCCCCGCUGAGAUGUCCAGUGGGCCAGUUGCUGAGAGCUGGUGCUACACACAGAUCAAAGUGGUGAAGUUUUCCUACAUGUGGACCAUCAACAACUUCAGCUUCUGUCGAGAGGAGAUGGGCGAGGUCAUCAAGAGUUCCACCUUCUCUUCUGGGGCCAACGACAAACUGAAAUGGUGUUUGCGAGUGAAUCCCAAAGGCCUGGACGAGGAAAGCAAAGAUUACCUUUCUUUGUACCUCCUGCUGGUGAGCUGUCCCAAAGCGGAGGUGCGAGCAAAGUUCAAGUUCUCCAUCCUCAACGCCAAGGGAGAGGAGACCAAAGCCAUGGAAAGCCAGAGGGCAUAUCGCUUUGUCCAGGGAAAAGAUUGGGGUUUUAAAAAAUUCAUCCGGAGAGAUUUCCUCCUCGAUGAGGCAAAUGGACUUUUACCUGACGAUAAGCUGACACUCUUUUGUGAGGUGAGUGUUGUGCAGGACUCUGUCAACAUAUCUGGUCAGAACACCAUGAACAUGGUGAAGGUACCUGACUGCCGGCUAGCUGACGAGCUGGGUGGCCUCUGGGAGAACUCUCGCUUCACAGAUUGCUCCCUCUGUGUGGCUGGGCAGGAGUUUCAGGCACAUAAAGCCAUACUUGCAGCACGUUCGCCUGUAUUUAGCGCCAUGUUUGAGCACGAGAUGGAAGAAAGCAAAAAGAAUCGUGUGGAGAUCAACGACGUAGAGCCAGAAGUUUUCAAGGAAAUGAUGUGCUUCAUUUACACAGACAAGGCUCCAAACUUGGACAAGAUGGCUGACGACCUGCUUGCAGCAGCCGAUAAGUACGCUUUGGAGAGACUAAAGGUCAUGUGUGAAGACGCUCUGUGCACCAGUCUGUCCGUGGAAAACGCUGCUGAGAUCCUCAUCCUGGCCGAUCUGCACAGCGCCGACCAGCUCAAAACGCAGGCAGUCGAUUUCAUCAACUACCAUGCAGCAGAAGUGAUGGAAACAGCUGGUUGGAAGUCUAUGGUUGCAUCUCAUCCACACCUGGUGGCUGAAGCUUACCGCUCCUUGGCCUCCGCACAGUGCCCCUUCCUCGGACCCCCUCGUAAGCGCCUCAAACAGUCCUAACAGCCUCUCGCAAAGAGCAUCAAUACACACUCUUAUUCGCACACAUAUACACACACAGAAGCAGUAACACCCAAGUCUGCCCCUGCUCCCAGACACACAGGGAUAACCGUUCUCCUCGCUGUUACCUACAACACUACCUAGAGCCUCCCUGACCCUUCCCCUCCUGGCCCACCCAGAACCUGCUGUAUGUAGUCUUUUUAAAGAUGGAGGAAAGAAGAAGGAGGAGGAAAAGAAAGAAACCUGGGAUUGUGAAGUGGAUCUUUGCUGUUUACAAUAAAACCCGCCGCACCUUGUCCUCUAACUCCUCGGCUCUGGCUUAGUGAGUUCUGACGUUCUUCUCUUUCUCCGUGUGUCCUUGGAAGUCCCACUAGUUCCUACUUUGGAGUCUAUUUCCGAUGAAGAGCGGACACACAAACCCGGCCAUCACCAACUGGCUCAAAACUUUGAGUUUUUGAGUACAGGGCAAAGAUUUUUUAAAAAUGUCUGUUUUAUUAUAAAACAGGAAUCCAGUAAGCCCCUUCCAAACUAAAGGAACCACUGGCCUGUGAUUGAGGGCUUCAGUUACAAACUAGAAGCCUCACCCCAAGGAAGACAACCAAGGGCUAGUCAAGACGAAGACAUGGGAUGCAAAGAAAUAAACAAAACCUUCCCAUUAAAACUUGGAAAAGUUGCACUAAUGCCACAAAUCAGCCCUUGCCGACUCUUAACCAGCAGUACCUAGAAAUACUGUAGGCAAGCACACAAUGAAGCGAGCUUCAUGGACUUUUAAACCCAGCUGGACCACCACCACAAAGUUCCCUUUAAGAAGAUCUAUCAGCAAGUGACAAAAACCACACAUGUACGCCUGCAUAGAACUGUCCGAGCUUCACCUUGGUCCUUUUUACUUUCUUAGCUGGCAGGAAAAACGAAGCAUAAGUAAAGAGAAAAUAGUAACGCACAACUGGAUGUCGUUCUUGGGGGAAUUUGUGCUUGUGUGUCCUUACCCAUGAAGGGACAAGAAAAUGUCCAAACUACCCCAUCAGGAGAGGACGAAAACCUCCAGGAAGGGGUUCAGCCAGACAUGUCGAUGUUCUCAGAUUUCCUUCGUUUUCCCUCAGAGCCGUUUUAUUUUUGCUUCCAUAGGAACAUGUACAGACACUUGUGUUUUUGGAGCGAGAGCAUUUUCAGCUGUCAAACUGAAAGACCAGACAAGAUUUUUCUUUGCAGCCUAAAGACUAAAGGGAAAUGAAAUUGCAAUGAACACGUUUUAAUGUUCAGAAUAUAUCAAUUGUAGACAAAGUAAACGUCUUGAACCACAGAAUACAGUCAUUGUAAAAAGAAAGUACACCCUCUGUCAGUUCUUGGGUUUUAUUGUUUACCAGGUUCUGAAAUUAUUUAAACCAAACCAUUAUUUAUUUAACAAAUAUGAUGCCAAAAUGGAAAAGGUUUGUUAAUAUGAAUUAAAACCCAAUAAUGCUAAAUAUGUACAAAAUAAGUAAAACCCUAGAAUUUAAGGGGUUGUACUUUUUCUUGUAUUUUUUUUAAGUUUUUAACCCUGACUCUACAUUUGAAGUUAUCAUUUCAACCUGAUGGAAAAGGGUAAUGAUAGAAGGAACCGUUGUUUCUUUUCCUGUAGAUAUUUCUGAUUUUGAGAAGUGACACUUAGCUGUUGCCAUUUUUUGUUCCCAGAAAAAUAAACCACAACUAUUUUGUA